GCUGCGAAUGACAGGAAGUAGGUCACAGACCAAUAAGGGAACAGUCUCUUACAUCAAGAAGAAGAUAAAGGGAGAUCUAUCUCCAGAGAGAAGCAUCAAUCUGUUCCACUGUCUGAAUGAGCUGAACGACUGUUCUCUAGUGAAGUAUAUACAACAGUACCUGACAUCAGAAAGUCUCUCCGGAGAAUCUCUCUCCCCUGCUCAGUGGUCAGCUCUGGUCUUCAUCUUACUGACAUCAGAAGAGGAGCUGGACGUGUUUGACCUGAAAAAAUACUCUGCUUCAGAGGAGGGUCUUCUGAGGCUGCUGCCAGUGAUCAAAGCCUACAAAACAUCUCUGCUGAAUGGCUGUCAUCUGUCAGAGAGAUGCUGUGAAGCUCUGGCCUCAGUUCUCAGCUCCAACUCCUCUAGUCUGAGAGAGCUGGACCUGAGUACCAAUGAUCUGCAGGAUUCAGGAGUGAAGCUGCUCUCUGCUGGACUGGGGAGUCCACACUGUACACUGGAAACUCUCAGGCUGAAGGGCUGUGAUCUGUCAGAGAGAUCCUGUGAAGCUCUGGCCUCAGUUCUCAGCUCCAACUCCUCUAGUCUGAGAGAGCUGGACCUGAGUACCAAUGAUCUGCAGGAUUCAGGAGUGAAGCUGCUCUCUGCUGGACUGGGGAGUCCACACUGUACACUGGAAACUCUCAGGCUGCAGGGCUGUGAUCUGUCAGAGAGAUGCUGUGAAGCUCUGGCCUCAGUUCUCAGCUCCAACUCCUCUAGUCUGAGAGAGCUGGACCUGAGUAACAAUGAUCUGCAGGAUUCAGGGGUGAAGCUGCUCUCUGCUGGACUGGGGAGUCCACACUGUACACUGGAAACUCUCAGGCUGAAGGGCUGUGAUCUGUCAGAGAGAUGCUGUGAAGCUCUGGCUUCAGUUCUUAGCUCCAACUCCUCUAGUCUGAGAGAGCUGGACCUGAGUACCAAUGAUCUGCAGGAUUCAGGAGUGAAGCUGCUCUCUGCUGGACUGGGGAGUCCACACUGUACACUGGAAACUCUCAGGUCAGUUUUACUCAAUGGUCAAACAGUUACACCACAAGUUCCACAUCAGAGGAUGGUUAUAUAACUCAACUUAUAACUCAGUACCUGUGAUGGCUGCAUCCAUGAUUUUGUAUCAUUGCAGAUGUAACACCUUUUGUUUAGGUGGAUAUUCUAAUACAUCCAUAUGCCUGCAACCUUUCAGUUAUAAACAUAAAAAUGAGCUCAAAAUAUAAUAAUAUUGCCCUCCCACUGUCCCCCGUAUACGUGACGGUGAUAGUUUAGAGCAGGGUGAAGUACAGGGGGUCUUUGGAGGGUCUUACCCCUAGCUGGACACCUCAGACCCCCUGAAAGCCUCAACAGAAACAUUUUGGAGGAUCUCUGGAAAGAUAUAAAAAAAUGAUUUGAAACUUGCAAUUGUCACACAAAACGUGUUUUAAAGCUUAAUAUAUCCAGUACUCAUUAUCUUAAUUGCUAAUUCUUUACUCACAAAUAUGAAUAGGAUUCAGAAUAACAUUGUUAUAUUGUGUACUCAGUGAUUAGACAAACUCAUUAAAGCUCUAUUCAUUAUGAACUAAUAAAUAAGGAAAGCCAAGGAUUAAUACUUGUUAAUUUAUAGUUAAGUCAAGCUGUAUUUCAACAGCUGUAAGCUAGGGAUGGGAAUUGAAAAUAAUUUCACGAUUCCGAUUCUCCUUAUCGAUUCGAUUCCUUCUCGAUUCUCGAUUCUUAUUGGGUGAGAAAAUAAAUACAAAUUUGUUUGUUGCUAUUAACUCUCUUUAAUAUCUGAUCUGAAGUGCGUCUAGUAUUAGGAAAUUGUAAAUUUUCACAUUAAUUGGUCUAGACAAAAAAAGUGAUAUGUUUGGCUUUUUAAGCCCAAAUGCCAUCAUUGUGUGUAAUGAAACUACAAAUAAAGACUGAAAACAGUGAAGUAAGAGCUUGUGCCUUUUGGAAUAUUAACAGUGCUCAUUUGCAUUCAACUUGUAACAAAAUUCAUUUGACAUAAAAAAACAACAAAGAAGUCUUCUGUAAAGAGACGGUGGAUCGGUAAUAUAAGGUAAUAACGUUACAAAUUUUUAAUACAUAUGAAUUCAGUUAGGUAUUCAUUCCAGAUUACGUAUUCAUACCCUUUAUACUACUCCAAUUACUAUAUAGCACUGUUAUAAUAUAUAUAUAC
Messenger RNA from Gadus chalcogrammus (walleye pollock), 2182 nucleotides. RefSeq names its product NACHT, LRR and PYD domains-containing protein 12-like. Gene Ontology annotation, molecular function: protein binding. Lineage: Eukaryota; Metazoa; Chordata; Actinopteri; Gadiformes; Gadidae. The record is from RefSeq and is a predicted model, not a curated record. The transcript is spliced from 5 exons. Bases 8 to 1096 code for a protein of 362 amino acids.